AGUUGGCCGCUCGCGCUCAAAGUCCGCUCUGCCGCCUCUCGGCACGCCGCGGCCCCGUUCGAACCGCCGGAUGGCGGCGCCGAUCGACGUCGACGUCGUGGACCUGUCGGACGAGGAGGAGGGGCCGCCGAAACCCCCAGCGCCGCCCACCGCACAGGCGCUGAGGUCGGCGGUGAUCGCGGAGCUCGAGGGCCGAGACUUGGCGAGCGUCUCCCUGAAGACGCUCCGGCGCAGCCUCGAGGCACGGUUCGGCCUGGUCGUGGGCGCCUUCGACGCCCGGCGAGACGAGAUCAAGGCGACGGCACAGGAGACUGUUGGUGGACGCGGCCGCCCAGGGGCCGCAGGCUCGCGAGAACGACACGGUGGUUGAGGCUACCAGCCAGCCGCUGGCCAAGCGCCGCAAGACGUCUCUGCUGGUCGCAGGCGCGCCGCCACCCGCGGACGCGGCGGCGGUUCCGUCUGCCGGCGCGGCCGGGCCCGACGCGAAGCAGAAGCGAAAGGCCGCGCCAUCGGCCUACGCGCUGUGGACGGGCCGACCGCGGCGCCGGAACCGUGCCCGCGUCUCGGCCGAGCUCGCCGCGGCCUCGGGGGCGAAGCCGGGCUUCGGCGACCUGGCGAGGGCGCUCGCCGAGCGCUGGAAGGCGGCCCGAGAGCAGCGCGAAGGGUCGAGACAUCUGGAGCGGCGAAGAGAUCGAUCGAG
Molecule: messenger RNA, 700 nt
Organism: Prorocentrum cordatum
Lineage: Eukaryota; Dinophyceae; Prorocentrales; Prorocentraceae
Source: the annotation of a GenBank genome assembly